Messenger RNA from Merops nubicus (carmine bee-eater), 1530 nucleotides. RefSeq names its product signal transducing adaptor molecule (SH3 domain and ITAM motif) 2 (gene STAM2). Gene Ontology annotation, cellular component: endocytic vesicle. The transcript is spliced from 13 exons. Gene Ontology annotation, biological process: signal transduction. NCBI's taxonomy places the organism in Eukaryota, Metazoa, Chordata, Aves, Coraciiformes, Meropidae. The coding region runs from base 40 to 1530 and encodes 496 amino acids. The record is from RefSeq and is a predicted model, not a curated record. Gene Ontology annotation, molecular function: ubiquitin binding; phosphatidylinositol binding.
ACAAAUGAAUAUAACACCAGUGAGGACUGGGGGCUUAUCAUGGACAUAUGUGACAAAGUUGGAAGCACUCCUAAUGGAGCAAAGGAUUGCCUUAAAGCCAUCAUGAAGAGAGUCAAUCACAAAGUUCCCCACGUGGCUUUGCAAGCACUGACACUUUUAGGAGCCUGUGUAUCAAACUGUGGGAAAAUAUUUCACCUAGAAGUAUGUUCUCGUGACUUUGCCAGUGAAGCUCGAAGUAUAAUUAAUAAGGCACAUCCAAAAGUAUGUGAAAAGCUAAAAACUCUCAUGGUGGAGUGGUCAGAAGAAUUUCAGAAAGACCCACAGUGUAGCUUAAUAUCUGCAACUAUUAAAUCUUUGAAAGAAGAAGGUGUCACUUUCCCUGCAGCUGGAUCACAGGCUGCCACAAAUGCUGCUAAGAAUGGCUCAGCACUGAGCAAGAACAAAGAAGAUGAAGAUAUAGCUAAAGCUAUCGAAUUGUCUUUGCAAGAGCAGAAACAGCAACAAAUGGAAACUAAAUCCUUGUACCCAUCUGCAGAAAUCCAGCAGAACAACCAGAGCUCCAGGAAGGUGCGAGCUCUCUACGACUUUGAGGCCGUGGAGGACAACGAGCUCACCUUUAAAAGUGGAGAAAUUAUUUUGGUGUUGGAUGACAGUGACACCAACUGGUGGAAAGGUGAAAACCACAGAGGAGUGGGGCUGUUUCCAUCUAAUUUUGUGACUUCAGACUUAAAUGUGGAACCUGAGGCAGCAACUGUGGAUAAAAAUUCUCUUCCUGAGGAUACUCCAGAAGAAAUAAAGAAAGCAGAACCUGAGCCAGUUUAUAUAGAUGAGGAGAAGAUGGAUAAAACACUACAGGUACUUCAGAGCAUAGAUCCUACAGAUUUAAAGCUCGAUUCUCCAGAUCUCCUAGACUCAGAAGAUAUUUGUCAACAGAUGGGUCCAAUGAUUGAUGAAAAAUUAGAAGAAAUAGAUAGAAAACAUUCCGAACUGUCCGAACUGAACGUGAAGGUUCUGGAAGCUCUGGAGCUCUACAACAAACUGAUGAAUGAAACCCCCAUGUACUCUGCCUACUCCAAACUCCACCAUCCUGCACAAUACCCACCUACAUCUUCUGGUGUCCCAGCACAGUCGUAUCCUGUACAGCCACCUAGUGGAAACUACAUGAUCCAGGGUGUUCACCAAGUCACCAUUUCCCCAGGUUACAGCCUAGGGCCUGAUCAGAUGGGGCAGCUGAGGUCUCUGCCACAAAGUGUGAACUCCUCAGGAGCAACUCAGCCAGCACAAGCUGCCUAUUUAAGCCCGGGACAGGACCCCGUGUUGAACCAGCCCUACGGGAGCCAGAGCCCUGCCGUGCCCCCCGCGGCCGGCACGGCCGCCUACGCCCCGCAGCAGAUGGCCCUGCCCGUGGAGAUGGCAGCCUACCACAGCAGCACCACCAGCCUGCCUCAAGGACCAGCUUACCCCCUGGCUGUCCCUCCUCCCCCCGUUCUCCAGCAACCCACGAGUUACCACCAGCAGCCUCUCCUCUAG